AUGGCUGCAUCGCCAUCACCAGCGGAAGGUGGCACCAAGAAAAACAGUCUAACUCAAUCUCCACAAAAUCUUAAAGAAGCAAUAGAUUGGAUUCUAAGACACAUGUCACGGUAUUCAAUAGGUCAGAAUGGAGGAAAGACCGAUGAUAGUGGGCUAAGGGGAUUGGCCGAGAAAGUAAAGGAUAUACGAACAAAUGUUCAGAAGGAACAACAGGACGCUAAGAACAAUCUGAAUGUAGAAGCAGGUAAGAAACUUCAGGAAGAACUGCAAGUUCUUAGUUCAGUGAUAAAGGAUAUAGCUGGUAAUAAUGGAUUUAUAGAUACGUUCUCUACUGCGUUGGCUGGUUUCUUUGGGUAUGAUGUGAACAACGGCGGGGUUUUGGAUGGAAAGGGCAUUGGGUGUAAGGGAAAGGGCGACUGUAAUGCGACGGCUGCUACGUCGCGUCGCCGUACGAAACAAACUGCUGUGGAAGCGCCGGAAAAGCGGCAAUACACCUCUGCAUACGACACUGCUGCUAAAUGGCAAGAUAUCCGCAUUACUGUAGAUAAGGAUCUUUGCGCCCGCAUCUUCGUGGGUUGCAUCCCAUUGAUAUUCAGUGGUUUAUGUUAUUUGUAUUGGCAAUGUAAUAGGGGUAAUGGCGAAGCUGGCGAUGAAAGAUGGACUGAAAAGGCAUUGAAUAAGAAGCAGCAUACGAUUGACAACCCUACCACCGCCCUCGGUAUUUAUAUGGUGUCAAUGGGAUAUAACAGCCCGCAAUUGAACUGUAAGGACGGUAAGGGGGUUGCCAGCUUGCUCAAAACUGUGAUAAACGGUAAUAAUCUUAGCAUUGAUGAUGCUUCCGUCAAAGGACCUUAUUCUACGUUUAUCCACAAGCUUAUGGAUAACGCCAAAGAGAACGCGAAGCAACACCGUUCUACCCAUCACCGAUUUUCUUCCCUUUACCUAGCAAGCAGCACUUAUUUUCAAGCUUUACAACAGCAUUUGAAGGCGCCUGUUGAAGAUAGAGCUUUACCGCGGACAAUUCGUGAAAUGCUGUACUGUCUAAUGGGUGUACCAUAUACACCACUUUGUAACAAUAUAUAUGCUAGAUGUUUUGCUGAGGUAUGCAGCCAAUCGAAUACUGUUGUGCUUUACUUCGUCUUAGGAAGAAAGAAAAACAUUACAUUUGUUGUGAGCGCUGCCACAUAUUACCUUCUAUCAUCCUGCUUCUAUUCAGGUUUUGUCCUGAUGUCCACAGAAGGCAACUUGCACGGUAAUAGCACAAAAUCGCAUCUAAAGACACCACUCUUCCACGAUAUUUAUAGCAAUGAGGAGUAUAAAUUUUAUUACCCAGAUAAGCUACAUGAAUGGUUUGCUCUGUUAUGGGACGUAGCAUACGCUCUCAAUCUCCAACUCCGAUUCUUGACGGAACAAUGCAACUCUUGUGUCGCUAUUGGUUGCGUGUGGAAAUGGUGUACAUAUGGAAAGAAUGUGAAGUUUAAAGUGAAGUCGUGGUUAUGUGAAUCCGUUGUUAAAUCAGAUGACCAUUCUGGCGUACCAUGUACUGCGAAGAAUAUUAAGUGCAAUGAUAGUCACAGAGAAUGCGUUACAACCACCAAGCCUUCGCCUCUACAAGCCUUUUUGUGUGAUAAACUAGAUUGUCUCAAAUGUAACAAAACGAAUGGUCACGAUGAACCUUACACCACACAUCGAUCACAUCGACCACGUUCUCAAUGGUGCCCAGUACCAAUGGGUUUCAAUGAGCACCUCAAGUUGUCUGAAUCUCGUACUGGUUACCACCUCUAUUGGAUACUGGAAUAUUACGUAGCUGACAAGAUCAGCCAUGCCAGCAUAUACAAUGACUGGACUUGCCUACGUCCUAUCCCUUUCUUGGACCAUAUAUGUAGUGUUUUCUGUGUUAAGUUUAUUGAUGUAUACCUGUCAUGGGUGUUAUAUUUCGCAGAUGAAUUUAAACGUUACAUGGAAUUGCUUGAGGGCGCAUUCAAGAAAAUUGAUUGUGCCAAGGCAGGUUGUGAGAAAUGUCAAGGUGGUGGCAAAUGCGGCCCUGGUAAGCAUGGUACAGUCGACUGUGGUUGCGUCAACGUAGUUCACUGCGCCGGUGUAUUGCAUGUCUAUUCUGAAUUCGGCUUCACGUAUGAUAACAUAGUUGCGCUGAAUGGCACAUUGUGGUCUAAGGAGACAAAAAAGAUAAGCCAUCAGUAUGAGAGGAAAUGUAACCAUUUCAUUAAGCAACUCCAAAAGGUCAUUAAAGGUGACCCAUUCAACAAGUUCCUAGAAGCGCUCACAGCAAUACGAAAUAAAACAUUGAUAGUAGUACGAUAUGAUGGAGGGGCAGCUGUGGAAGGCGAGAAGAAUCCUCCUGCUGGUGAUGCCCAUGUAGCACUCAAGGCCGGAAGUUCCGGCUUCGCCUCUACUGUAUCGUCGCUGAAGAAAAGCGAAUAG
This is a messenger RNA of Babesia sp. Xinjiang, 2442 nucleotides long. RefSeq lists its product as uncharacterized. The record is from RefSeq and is a predicted model, not a curated record. The transcript is spliced from 5 exons. Lineage: Eukaryota; Apicomplexa; Aconoidasida; Piroplasmida; Babesiidae. Bases 1 to 2442 code for a protein of 813 amino acids.